This is a messenger RNA of Andrographis paniculata, 1853 nucleotides long. RefSeq lists its product as uncharacterized. Lineage: Eukaryota; Viridiplantae; Streptophyta; Magnoliopsida; Lamiales; Acanthaceae. Gene Ontology annotation, cellular component: nucleus. The transcript is spliced from 2 exons. The record is from RefSeq and is a predicted model, not a curated record. Gene Ontology annotation, biological process: tRNA pseudouridine synthesis; mRNA pseudouridine synthesis. Bases 44 to 1660 code for a protein of 538 amino acids. Gene Ontology annotation, molecular function: RNA binding; pseudouridine synthase activity.
UCAAAAUCCCCAAUUUCACUCCACUCUAGGGUUCGACGGAGGGAUGGACAUGGAAGAGGAGCACGACGGCUGCACUUCCCUCGUAGCAUCCCAUUGCGCAGUCAUGGCUGAAAAUCCAUCGACUGCACCUCCAGAAGGUGAGCCAGGAUCCAAAAGGCAAAAACUGUCCACCGUCGCCGCCUCCGACGAUGAAAAAAUUCAGGACGCCGCUCCGACGCUUCCUAGAAAGCCUAGAUACAAGCGCCGCAAAGUGGCGAUUUUCUUCGCCUAUUGCGGCGUGGGAUACCAAGGGAUGCAGAAAAACCCUGGCGCCAAGACCAUCGAAGGAGACCUCGAAGAAGCACUCUAUCUUUCCGGGGCAGUUCCCGAGCAGGACCGAGGCCAACCCAGGCGGUACGACUGGUCGAGGUCCGCUCGAACAGAUAAAGGCGUCAGUGCCGUCGGCCAAGUUGUCUCGGGACGGUUCUACGUAGAUCCUCCAGGCUUCGUGGAGCGCUUGAACACUUAUUUGUCGCCACAGAUUCGGAUAUUUGGGUACAAGCGGGUGACGCAGGCUUUCAACGUGAAGAAGUUUUGCGAUCGGCGAAGGUACGUUUAUUUAAUUCCGGUUUUCGCGCUUGAUCCUUCGCGUCACCGUGGUGAAAUUGAUAACUGCUUGGAAUGUGCGGAGAGGGGAGGGAAUGUUCUUGGCGCGACAGGGAAAUCUGUUGUUGAAUCGGAAACUGUAGUUGAAGCUGUUGAACUUGGUUCAGGCAUUCUGUCGAACACUGAAAGUGCUUCGGUGGAAGAGAAGAUUGAAAAGGUGCAUUCUUCUGAUGACGAUGGAACUGUGAAUGUUGAUUCUGAAAAGAAUUCAAUUAAUGGAACAGAGGAGAUUAAAGCUGAUUCUUUGAAUUCAAACACUUUGUUGAACUGUUCUACUGGAUCAGCAGAAAAGGCGAAUGACAAUGGUGAUGAUCGUAGCCAUACUGGUGAUGAAACUUCGAAGAUGAUGGAAUGUAAAUCCAAUGGCGAAGAAUCUUCCGAAACAAAGAGUGAGUUCUGCUACGACAACGCUGUAAGGGAAAGACUCAAUCGAAUUCUCAAGUACUACGAGGGCACCCAUAACUUCCAUAACUUCACAACCAGAACAAAAGCUGAAGACCCUUCAGCCAAUCGAUACAUUUUGUCAUUCAACGCAAACACUGUGAUCAAUGUUGAGGGAAUCGACUUUAUCAAGUGUGAGGUAGUGGGGCAGAGCUUCAUGCUCCAUCAAAUCCGAAAAAUGAUCGGUCUUGCUAUUGCAAUCAUGAGAGACCUUACACCCGAGCCAACUAUCGAGACAGCCUUUCAAAAGAAAGUGAAUCUAAACGUGCCCAUGGCGCCAGAAGUUGGGUUGUACUUGGACGAGUGCUUCUUCACAUCGUACAACAAGAAAUGGGGAGACUCCCACGAAGAGCUCUCCAUGAAAGAUUAUACAGAAGUAGCCGAGGCCUUCAAGAUGAAGUACAUUUACUCCCACGUUGCUUCUUCCGAAAAGAAGGAUGGGGUUGCGGCUCUUUGGUUGCAUUGCCUCAACCGUCACUACCCGGAAGCAGACAAUGUUCAUCUUCACGAAACAACAGACACCCUGCCGAGCUCUGAUGAGAAGCCUAGCGACGCCAUAACCACGGACGAGUGAGUCAAAUAACAACUAAUCUAUUUUAUGCAUUCAAAAUUUUAAUCUUUUGAGUCUUGUUUUAGAACCUUAUCAUAGCUUAGGGUUUAAUUUAUACACUCUGUAGAACCCUCAACAUAUCCAUCAAGAUGGAAUUUUUAUGUAUCUUCAAUCGGAGAUUAUUAAGUUUAAGGAUGUCAGUCGAAAAAUUGAAAAA